CGCGCGCUUCCGCCUUUCGAAUCGGCCAAUGGGGAGGGGUCGGCGGCGGCGCGCGUGCGCAGAAUUGCGGCGGCGGCAGUUGCGGGCGGUGAGCUCCCGAGCAGCGCCUGGGCACCGGCACCGCGACAGCGCCUCGCAGCUGCACGAGGGAGCGGCCGCGGCGGCGGCGAGAGGAGCCGGGCACUAUGAAAACGAUGACUGGAUCGAACGAGUUCAAGCUAAAUCAAACUCCAGAUGAUGGCAUUUCAUCAGUCAAGUUCAGUCCAAAUACAUCCCAGUUUCUGCUUGUUUCGUCCUGGGACACCACUGUCCGUCUCUAUGACGUUCCUGCCAACACCAUGCGGCUCAAAUACCAACAUUCAGGAGCUGUCCUUGACUGCGCCUUUUAUGAUCCUACCCAUGCCUGGAGUGGAGGACUAGAUCAGCAACUGAAAAUGCACGAUCUAAACACGGACCAAGAAAACCUUGUUGGUGGCCAUGAUGCACCUAUCCGAUGUGUUGAGUAUUGCCCAGAAGUGAACGUCAUGGUGACUGGAAGUUGGGAUCAAACAGUUAAGCUGUGGGACCCCAGAACACCUUGUAAUGCAGGAACCUUCUCUCAGCCUGAAAAGGUGUACACGCUUUCUGUGUCUGGAGACAGGCUAAUUGUGGGGACUGCAGGUCGGAGAGUGCUGGUGUGGGAUUUGCGGAACAUGGGCUACGUUCAGCAGCGAAGAGAAUCAAGUCUGAAGUAUCAGACCCGCUGUAUCAGAGCAUUUCCAAAUAAACAGGGUUAUGUUUUGAGUUCUAUUGAAGGUCGUGUUGCAGUGGAGUACUUGGAUCCAAGUCCAGAAAUACAGAAGAAGAAAUACGCAUUCAAAUGUCAUCGUUUGAAGGAGAAUAAUAUCGAGCAGAUUUAUCCAGUUAAUGCAAUUUCUUUCCAUAACGUCCACAACACGUUUGCUACAGGAGGUUCUGAUGGAUUUGUAAAUAUUUGGGAUCCAUUUAAUAAAAAGCGUCUGUGUCAGUUCCAUCGGUAUCCCACGAGCAUAGCAUCACUUGCCUUCAGCAAUGAUGGAACUACCCUUGCAAUAGCUUCUUCAUAUAUGUAUGAAAUGGAUGACAUUGAACAUCCUGAAGAUGGUAUCUAUAUUCGCCAAGUGACAGAUGCAGAAACAAAACCUAAGUCUACUUAGACUUCUGGUGAUCUCUUCUCUACAAAAGAGUUGCCCACCUGCUCCUAACAAGACUGAGCUAAAAGAAUAGAAGUGGGAAGAACAGUCUAUGUGCUGAAGUUCUUUUUGACAAAGAAAUAUUUGCUUGUAUGUUGUACUGUGUCCUAAUCCAUUGUAACUUUCCUGCUUAUAAUUGUUUUCUUUAUGUGCUGUCUUGUAGCUAAAUUAGUUCAGAACUGUAGGUAACUUUACGUAUACCUUUAUAUAACUCACUGCAUCUUGUAGUACCAUUAAUUAUGAAAACUUGCAGUUGUCUUAUUAUUGCUAAAUAAAUAUACUUAAGUUUUUGAAAA
Molecule: messenger RNA, 1507 nt
Organism: Cygnus atratus (black swan)
Lineage: Eukaryota; Metazoa; Chordata; Aves; Anseriformes; Anatidae
Gene: BUB3
Product: BUB3 mitotic checkpoint protein
Exons: 9
Coding region: 186-1175 (329 amino acids)
Biological process (GO): mitotic spindle assembly checkpoint signaling
Cellular component (GO): kinetochore; mitotic checkpoint complex; bub1-bub3 complex
Molecular function (GO): ubiquitin binding
Source: RefSeq, a predicted model, not a curated record